AUGAGCCCCAAGCCCCUGCAGCAGGAACGUCUCAGUGCCCCCACCAUGUUCCUUCUCUUGGAACUUUCCGGUGUCAAUGGAGGAGAGAUAACCCCCUGCCCAUUCUUCUCACUCAUUUACCUGGUGGUGGUGCUGAGGAACCUGCUCAUUAUCACCCUUGCGCUGAAUGUGCACCUCUACUCCCUCAUGUAUUUUUUCCUGGGCCACCUCUCCUUCCUGGACAUCUACUGUUCUGCCACGCCCCUCCCUAAGAUCCUUGGAGACUCCUUCUCGUCACAGAAGACCACCUCCUUUGUGGUCUGCAUCACUCAGAUGUACUUCUUCCUUGGCUUUGGGGGCUCUGGGUCACUGCUGGCUGCCAUGGCUCAGGACCUCAUGGCCAUCUGCCUCCACUGCCUGGCACUGAUGAGCAAGAGGGUGUGUCACUGCUUGGUGGCUGAACAGCUCCUUCUCACCUCUGAUGCAGGCCUGCCCCCAGCCCACUUGUCCUUCUGUGGGUCCAACGUGAGCGACCACUUGUUCUGCAACCACUUUGUGCUGCGGGCCCCCUGCAGCCACACUGCCCUCAGCACAGCCGCCUUGUACACUCUGGCUGAGACCCCUGCGAUGGGCUCUUUACUUCUCACUCUUGUGUUGUAUGUUCAUCUUUGGAGCUGUCCUGAACAGGGAGCAGGGACACAGAGAGCCUUUGCCAUCUGCACCUUGCUCCUUGCCAUAGUGUCCCUGUUCUUCACAGGGACUGGAACCAUUUGAUACCUCGUGCCUCACUCCAGCAGCUCCAAGGAGACAGACAUGGUCCUUGCCCUACUCUACACCAUUGUGACCACCAUGCUCAACCCCAUCAUCUACAGCUUGAGAAACAGCAAGGUCAAAGGGGCCAUCAGGAGAGCCCUGUACCAGGGUGUCUUACAGACGUCCACCAAGGGUGCAGUCAUCACUGCUGAGCGACCCCCACCCUCCCUGUGA
This is a messenger RNA of Manacus vitellinus (golden-collared manakin), 966 nucleotides long. RefSeq names its product olfactory receptor 10A7-like. The record is from RefSeq and is a predicted model, not a curated record. Gene Ontology annotation, cellular component: membrane. Lineage: Eukaryota; Metazoa; Chordata; Aves; Passeriformes; Pipridae. Gene Ontology annotation, biological process: G protein-coupled receptor signaling pathway. Gene Ontology annotation, molecular function: olfactory receptor activity; G protein-coupled receptor activity.